Molecule: messenger RNA, 2822 nt
Organism: Helicoverpa zea (corn earworm)
Lineage: Eukaryota; Metazoa; Arthropoda; Insecta; Lepidoptera; Noctuidae
Product: AN1-type zinc finger protein 6
Exons: 7
Coding region: 815-1372 (185 amino acids)
Molecular function (GO): zinc ion binding; DNA binding
Source: RefSeq, a predicted model, not a curated record
GCAUGUAUUUGUUUUAUUGUGGUGUUUAUUUGUGAUUGUGACCCGUGCAUUCGUAUGACGAAAUUGUACCUUGUUCCGUGACUAGUGAUAUGACGCCAUUUUCUUCGUGAAUGCCAAUUACUAAAUUCUUCAAUAUUUUCUUUGUUUCUGCCUCGUGAAGAGACUGCAGCUAUAAACGAUAUUGAUCUAGAACUUUAGUUCUAUGUUUUGCCCAAGACUUUUAUGUGCACGGGAUCCUCUGAAACUAAAAGUGCACUUGUUCAUUAGAGUAGUAAACAAAUGGAGUGAUAAUGUGCAAGAGGAAGGCGCUAAAGGCAUCACAGACAUUGCAACAGCCAUCAAUCGGAUACACAUUGAAUGAACCUUCAUCAGCGAUUGUCCAAUGAAAGACAUAUUUCCUCCCAGCGGACCUUACAAAUUCGGUGGUGUAACCAUUCAUUGUGAUGCCGGUGGAUGCUGACCUCAACCGCACAGACGUGGUGUCGCCUGGUUGUGAGCUGAAGGGCCUGCGCACUUGGAAAGACAUUUGUUUGGUACGAAAUUCACUUCAACAUCAGGGCCCACUGCGAUCCUGACAUAGACGGAAUAAUCACAACUCAUCGGCAAGGAAAGCCACUAGCCGCGGACAUAGCAAGCCAGAGAUAAUCAAAUCUAAAUUGAAACGUUACUAAGUGCAGCAUACUUGCAGUUACUAUUGUAGAACAUUGUGUUACGACAAACAAGUGCAAUAUACAAUUAGUGCAAUCGUACUUUUGACUACAAACUCGAGUGAAGUGACUUUGUUGUAUUAAAAGUGAAAUUAUAUAGUGGAACAAUGGAGCGUGAAUCGAAUCCGAUGGAGACGUUGUGCCGCUCGGGGUGCGGAUUCUACGGAAACCCCUCAACAGACGGACUCUGCUCAGUGUGCUUUAAGGAGGCUCUAAAGAAGAAGCAACAGCCGCCGGCGUCGUCACCGUCGCCUGUGUCGGCGCCCUUCGUGGCAGCGCCGUCGACGCCGCUGGCCGCGGCCGCGCCCACCGUGCCCAGCCUCCCAGCCCAGCCACAGACCCACACAGACAAAUUGGAAGAGGAGAGCGGAGCCGGCACAAGCGGGGCGAGCACUGGCACGUCGGACACCGAUGCGGACGACAAGGAUCCCAGCAAGGACAAAAAGAAAAAGAAUAGAUGCGCCGUUUGCCGCAAGAAGGUUGGCCUCACAGAUGUGUAUGGUGGUGUUGGCUCAGGGUUCGAGUGCCGCUGCGGAGGGCUGUUCUGCGCGGUGCACCGGUACAGCGACAAGCACGAGUGCUCGUUCGACUACCGGGAGCUGGGCGCGCAGGAGAUCCGCCGCAACAACCCCGUCGUGGUGUCGCAGAAGAUACACAAGAUAUGAGCCUGUCCGCCUGUCCGCCUGUCCGCCGGGCCGCCUGGCGCGACACCACCCUCACCGCACCGCAUUACAUACGUUUUAUGAUUUUCUCUAAAUAAAUAUUCGAUCGAGUUUGUGUUUCUUAUUUGAAUUUUGUAUGUAUUUUCGAGCGCAGGCCGGCCGCGCCGCGCCGUCGCUCGUUCGGGUUUCCGUUUCUUUUCUAUUUUCUGUCUGACGAGCGCUCGUUUGGCUCGCGACUGACAACUAUUCGGACGACGCGACCGCGUAGGAAACACAGACUCGAUCUUCUGUAUUUAGAUUUAUUUGUGGCGAGAGUUUACUUUUAAAUUUUUAUUAAAAGUUGUAGAUAAUGUUCGUUUCGGGUAGGAAUUCAGGAUUAAUUUUUGAGAUAAUAAGUAGAGUUUGAAUAUUGUCCGUUCACCUCCAUUGUAAAUAUUAGAUAUAAUUAAUUAUAGAAACAAAUCCUAUAUAUUGUAAAAAAUUAAAACUCCCAAAAAAAGCUACAUUGUUAUGAUUCCAACGGAGAGCGUAGCGCGCUUGACUAUAUCGACGUAACAAUGGUAUGCUGGAGCUGGACGCCGGACAGCGGCCGGACAGCGGCUCUCCGUCGAUCGCCUAGUUGUACAUUGUAAAGGAGUUCGCUGCCGCCGAUUGACUCGUGUUUGUGACAAACAUUCGAUACGUGAUAUGAGUAGUGGAGCUCCGCGAAGCCGCAUCUGUGCUAGACAAGGAUUAGUUCGCGACUGCGCACCGCGGCGACCGCACAUCUCGGACUGUGAAUUAACAUCAUCUUCAAAUUGUUAGUAAUGUUAUUUUGGUUUGGGAAGUCGUCGCUUUCUUAUUUGUCUUAACAUUCGGCAUAAGUGACCUAGUGUAGCGAGAUUGUGGUGUGUAUCGGCUAAGGUGAGCGCGGCGGCUGCGGGCGUGCGGUCGGUCGGACACUCGGUAGGACAGUCGGUACGGACGGUACAGUACAGUGACAGUGAAGUCGCGAGCUCGCCUGCCGCGGCCGCACGAGCCGCCCCCACGCCGCUCCGCUCUUUGUGUGAAAAUUUAAAGUAAGCAUAUGGAUAGUUAUAAAUAUUAUAAGUAGUCGACACUUUAUAUUAUUACACAUAUAAGUAGAAAAAGAAUUAUUUAGCUUUUUUCUUUUAAUCACAAUAUUAUUCAAAAUUGUAAGUUGUAUUAUGUAACUUGUUCAUUUUAGUGGUGAAGUUGAACCAAUAAUAACUAUGUAUCGCUUCGGUCGUUGUCCACGGUAGACUAACUGAUUGGUUGGACUUAAUUAUUUAAUGACUUUUGUUGUAUAUUUUGUUAGGUCAUUGAUUAAUUUUGGUCUUUUCGCUUGAACAUAAUCAGAUAAAGAUGAUGUUAAUGAAUGAUUUUCCUUCUAUCUUGCUGUUUUAAUUUAGUUAUUCUCUUAUUAAAGUCAUUAAAUUUUCAGGAACAUAAA